UGUGAUUGGCUGCUGCUGCUGACUCCGGCCGGCUUGAUUGGCGCGUUGAUUGGUUUGCGUGUGCCCCGCCUUGGCGCCCUGAUAGGACAAUACCUUUUCCCGGCGCCCUGAUUGGUUGCUCGCGGGAGCCGACUGACUGAGACGUCCAGCCUCUGCUCUGAUUGCUACUGACGCUGACGUUGCUGCGGCCUGAGGCUGGUGCUAAGAUGGCGGAGGGUCUGUCACAAUUGGUUCUGGACUUGACGUGUCCACUUUGCAUGGCGAUCUUCACCGAUCCCGUGGAGCUGCAGUGCGAGCAUUACUUCUGCCGGAACUGCAUCACCAAGCAUUGGGACCAGCAGGGUCAGUUGAUUUGCGCAAUUUGCUCGGAUGUCGGUACGUCAAGUACCUUGAAGAGUAACCGCAAGCUCUUGAACGUGGUGGCAACGGUCUGCAAAGAGCACGCCCGGUUGGAGGAGAAUGCACCCAGUCACCACACCUGCCCGGAGCACCGGAGGAAAAUGGAACGUUUUUGCGUCACCGACUGCGAGGUUAUCUGCCUGGACUGCCGGGACUCGAGGAAGCACUUACAUCACGAUGUCCUCAACGUGCAGGAGGCUGCUGAAGAGUUCAAGACACAACUUCAGAAGUCCGUGACCAAACUGCAGACCUUGAUUGAAAAGCGCAAUGUUGCAAAAAGCAAAUACGAGGGCCUGCUGGAGGAUAUCUUGAAUUCAACCCAGAAUAUAGUGGACAGCAUCAAGAAAAGCUUUGAGGAACUACACAGUUUCCUUUACAGGGAAGAGUCUGUUCUGCUUCAGCACCUGAAGGAGGAGGUGAACCAACAGAGCUCGCAGUUACAGCGGCAGAUCGAUCAAAUUCCCAGGGAUUUGUCUUCGCUGGAUGCCAGCAUCAAGGCCAUGGAAGAGGAAAUAAACCAGCAGGACAACAUUACCUUUCUACUAAAUCUGAAAGAAACACAGAAGAGAGUGAAGGUUUGUGUGCCUCCCUUGGAGAACAUAUCUGUGAAGGUGAAGCCAGAGAACUAUCUGGGUCCACUGCAGUACUGGACUUGGAAGAAUAUGUUCAAGAUCUUAGACCCAGGUCUUUCAAAUCUGACCUUCAACCCUGCCACUGCCUGCUCCCACCUCUCCCUCUGUGGCCCGACCAGAGUGAGGUACAGCGAGAAGCCGAAGGUGGUCCCUGACACCCCGGAGAGGUUCGACAUUGCCACUUUCAUCCUGGGCUCGGAUGGCUUCACGUCGGGGAAGCAUUACUGGCAAGUGGAUGUGGGGGAUGGCAAAGAUUGGAGCCUGGGCAUCGCCAAGGAGUCUAUCAACCGCAAGGGUGACCUCCGGCAGUCUCCCAAGCAUGGCUACUGGACCAUAUACAGAGAGAAGGACAACUUUGGAGCUUUUCUAUUCCACCCGAAAACGAUUGAGGUGAAGGGCAAUCCCACCCGGAUUGGAGUUUACCUGGACUACGAAGGAGGAAGGGUUUCCUUCUAUGAUGCGGAUCUCUUUUCUCACCUCUUCACGUUCCAUGCUACCUUCACUGAGAAGGUCUAUCCUUUCUUUUACCCAGGCUUGAAGGUGACCAAAAGCAAUAAUGGGAUGAUGAGGAUACAGCACUUGUACUUGUGAAUAAUCCGUCCAGAGCUGGGAAUUGCUUGUCAGGAACUAGUUCAACCUGCAGCUUCUUAGAUGGGUGUUCAGUGUUUUUCCUCACUUCGCCCACUGCAGCUCCUGCCGCCCCCUCCCCAGUCCCCGGCCCCGCGUCGGGUUUCAUCUUCCCACUGAAAUUCUCUGCCAGCAAGUGCUGAUUCUCGCUGAAGAUGGGAGAUGGAGGUCCCAUUAGUGGCCAGUGAGCUUGCCCAAUAGAAGCUCCAUCCUUCAUCUGUGAUUCCAGAGAGUGUGUUGGCAAGGCUGUUCGACCAGGGUGUUCAACCAGGGUGGGUUGUAGCAAAACGCCAGCCAAGAGAAGGGCCUCCUCCAGUUAGGAAAACUGAUGAGCAAUGAGGAGCGAGAAGCACAGUUCAUUUUUAUGUCUGCUAAACCAUGCGCCCCGACACCCCAAGCCCACAGUCCAGGGGCACAGACCAGACAUUUCAGCCCAGAUCAGAGAUCAAACUACAUUGAAUUUUACAACAAAGAAACAGAUCAUUCACAAUUUCUGCCCAAUGCUGGUGUUUAUGCUCAGCAUGAGCCUCCUCCUACACUACUUCUAUCUCAUCUUGCCUUCUAUCUUGUCUUGCCCUAUCAGUAUAACCUCCCAGUGCUUGAUGUACUUAUGUAGCACAUUCUCACCACUCUCUGGGACCUCCUUGUCUUUAUGACUCAGUGAUGUGGUGGGAAUGUCGUGGGGGUGGACAGCAGGGAUGCAUCCAUUGAGUCUGUAUUUUGUUGAUGGAGAUAUUGUACAGCUUUAGAAUUCUGUUCUCUGUAUGAACUUAUGGAGAAAAAAAUUUAUGCACUGCCCCCAGUGUUUAUAGCAGGUGUGUCUGGAAAUUCUACUUCCUUGCUCUGCGAGAUCGCCAGUAUAAAUGUGGCAACACCAUCCUAGUACGUUAUAACAAGAAUGCUCCUGUGUCAUUUACCCAGUUGUUUCCAGCUUCAUUCUGACUUACAGCUUUAUUUAAACUGCAGUCACAGCUCAGUACAUACUGUAACCUCCACUCACUUAGAGAGAAGUGGAAGGGUUUAAGUACACACAAGGUAAUUGAACAUUAACAAAAUGUUAUUUACUAGGUGUUUGUUCCUUGCAUUCAGUGUACCCUAACCAGCUGCGCAUUAGUGACCUGAGCGCAACCCGAAAUGAAUGGAGCCCUCAAGAUGGGUCUCACCGGCAGCUUUCAAAAUUAAUCACAAUCACAGAAUUAUUAUGGUGCAGAAGGAGGCCUUUCGGCCCAUCGUACCUGCGCUGGCUCUCUGAGCGUUUUAAUUUUUCCUUUUCCCCGUAACCCUGCACACUGUUUCUAUUUAAAUAAUCAUCCAUUGCCCUCUUGAAAGCCUCAGUUGAACACUUCCAGGCAGUGCAUGCCAACCCCUAACUACUUGCUGUGUGAAAAAG
Molecule: messenger RNA, 3048 nt
Organism: Carcharodon carcharias (great white shark)
Lineage: Eukaryota; Metazoa; Chordata; Chondrichthyes; Lamniformes; Lamnidae
Product: nuclear factor 7, ovary-like
Exons: 7
Coding region: 207-1622 (471 amino acids)
Molecular function (GO): zinc ion binding; protein binding
Source: RefSeq, a predicted model, not a curated record